UUUGAAUGGUAAGGAAUGAUUUCUGUCUUUGUCAAUUUUGCUUUUAAGUUAAGUUUGAAUAAAUUUCUAAAUAGUUUAAAGAUCAAUGUAUGUGAAAAAUUAUUUUACUUAUGAUUUUGAGCUUUGUUCACAAUAGUAAAUAUUUAUAUUUAGGUACGUAGGUCAGUAUUUUACAUAAAAAGUGAAGAAACUAUUAGAUUUUAAAUAGAAUGUGCGUAAAUCAAUAGCUGAUAUCAUUUUUGCGUUUUAUAUACAUUUUGAAAAUAAGUAUCCUCGCAAUAUAACUAUCCUAACGUGUCUUAACCUGCAUUUUCUAUUCAGGUUUCUUUCUUGUUUAAGGUGGCUUGAAAUACGCUUGGAACUGGAACCCAUAUGUGACACUCAUCUUGCAAGUUAUUAUAUGUACUUCAUUCAUCAUAAUUUGCCUCAAUGCUUCAUCAAAAACACAACUCAACGUCGCAAAGAUCCUGACAUUUGUGUAUGCUGCUAUAAUGACUGGAGUGGUGAUAGGAACUGUUUUGAAGAUCUCAUUUGAUGUCCAUGAUGCAAUUAAAAGCAAAAGUAUUAAGAUAUCAACAACAACAGCGUACGUUUCUACAGUUGUCGUGAUUUUCGUUCUCACAGCAAUACUGCACUUAAAAGAAUGUAUCUACCUUUUGCAUGGAAUAUGGUACCUUUUAUGUCUACCUGCUGGAUACUUGUUGUUAAUGAUAUACAGUAUCUGUAAUAUAACGGACAGAUCAUGGGGAACAAGAGAGGAAAAUCGUGAUUCCGAUUUUUCAUCCGUUUAUCAAUUUUGGUGUCCUCAGAUCACAAAGAGAUUUAAGUCUUUGUGUUGUAAUAUUCCACCUGAAGAUGUGACCAGUCAGGAACAGCAACAAGAUGAGUCAGAAACUACGCCAAAACAAGCGUGGAUUGGUGAUGUAGGAAGAGCAGAUUCAAUACCGAGUUUACCUGAAGAUAAUGGUGCAAGUCGGAUUGGCCACACAGGAAACACAGCUAUAAAAGUGAGAGACUGGCUACCGGACGACAUGAAAAAGUAUACCGAUUUGUUUGAUAAGCAGGGCUACGAAAAUACGAUGCUUAUCAGUUCAAUGACAGACAAAGAUCUACGUAAAAUUGGAAUAAAAGCGGACAUUGACAGAGUAGUGUUACUAUCGCUAAUACAGAAAUUACCGCCAUUUGAUCAUGAUAUACCUCUUUCGGUUCCUACUAACUUACCCAAAUGGUUAGAGGAAAUCGGACUUGAACAGUACAGCCGACAUUUCAAAAAUGACUCAUUCGACAAGAAAGAAGUUAUUGAAAAACUGAAAUCAUACGGAAAGGAUGAAAUAAAAGCCGAACUACAGAUAAGAAAAAGAGGACAUAUCAAGCGCUUAUUGUACGCGAUUGCACGAAUGCGUGAACCGUCAAACAGAGAGCAGAAAAUUGCAAAAGUAAGAGGAGACUUGAAAACUGUCAGAUUUGAUGAAAUGGUGAAUAAAAAAGAGAAAGAGUUCUGGGUAAGGCUUAUCAAAAAGGCUCUGCAGCCGCAGUCAAACGCAUUUGGGUCAGAUAAAGUAUUGAAAGAGAAACUGUGCGCCCUACGCAACACUUGGCUGAUCAGUUUUGGUUUGUCAAAUAUUUUGUGGUUGAUACUGAUAAUGACUUUGUCUGAGAAGGGACACUUACUUGGUGUGUUUGGUAGCAAUCCUGUUGGUUUCAUAGUCGUGUUACUCUUUGGCUUCAUCCUGAUAAUACAGUUUUUGGCAAUGAUAUGUCAUCGGUUCUCUACAUUGAAACAUUAUCUAGCAAGAGCACCGUAUAUCUGUGGGAGCGACAAGAAUGUGAUGUGGGAGUAUGACAAUAAAAGUUACAGUGAGUACGACACACAAGAAAAAACCGGGGAAAAUAUACAAGACAUGAUCAACGCAAAAAGG
Messenger RNA from Mercenaria mercenaria, 1919 nucleotides. RefSeq lists its product as uncharacterized. Gene Ontology annotation, molecular function: protein binding; chitin synthase activity. The record is from RefSeq and is a predicted model, not a curated record. NCBI's taxonomy places the organism in Eukaryota, Metazoa, Mollusca, Bivalvia, Venerida, Veneridae. Gene Ontology annotation, cellular component: cell septum; cell periphery. The annotation marks the transcript as partial. The transcript is spliced from 15 exons.